GGGGCUGUGGAGCUGGAGGGCCUGAAAGCGGCCGUGCUGGAGCGGAUCGUGGACCUGAUGGAGACCAUCUCAGUAGAGGCCAACCGAAAACACAUCCUGGCGUACAGCAUAGACGCCAUCCGCUGCCUCAGCGACCCGAAGCUCAGCCUGGAGCCAGCGCUGGAGUCGCGCCUCCUGCGGGCCGCCGUGGAGAAGAGCUUGCUGGCCAUAAGGCGUGAAACCCAUCGCAACCAGGUCAUGCAGCGGCUGUACGAGGAGUACCUGGAGGGCCUGCUGUGCUGCGUCUUGUCCAGCGCCCCCAGCCUGGGCAAGCUCUACUCCAUCUGGGAGCACUUUACAUCGUGGACUGAGGCGCCGGAUGCCCAGCACCGUGCACUGGGCAUUAAGAUCAUCACCGACACCAUUGCCUUUGCUGUGCAGCUCCUCCCACUAUUUGAGGGCUCCCCUGACAUACCGGAGGUGGGGGACAUGGCAGCCUGCCUGGGUCUUACCAUCAACGACCCGGAGGAGACCAUCAGCUGCAAGGCCAGGGCAUGCAUGUAUUUGCUCACUCAAAUCCUCCUUCAUCAGAGGGGCCAAGACAUGCGAGGGGCAGAGGAGCUGCGGUGCAAGUGCCAGAACGAUCAGAACCAGGUCCAGAAGUACAGGGACCUGGCGAGAGUGGGAGAGGGGCUAAGAAAGAUCUUGCUGGAGGAGCAAAGGAGAGCUUUCCUGCAGAGGGCCCUUCAUGCAGUUCACAAUGCUAUGCACAUCAGCCAAGCUGGGCUAAUCUCUCUGUAUGCCAUCCUGGGGGAAGCUGGCCGCUUGAUGGGGCACAAGAUCAGCAGCCACGAGAAAGAAAUCCCCAUCAGGGUCCUGAACAAGCUAUUUAUCAUCACCNCUUUGAGAAAGCUCUCAGUCCCCACUUCCUCACAUCACAGCCUUGUAUCAUGGUCCCAAUGCAUGGAUCUAAUCUUUUGCUGCUUUUUCUUACACUGCGUAGCAACACCUGCAGACCACCUCAACCCUGACAGCACCUCCCUGAGCGAAGAUGACCUCCCCAACCUCACCGGGAGCCCGAUGGCUACAGAGAAAAGCUGCAACAGCGCUGAAGCCACCACACACGUCACCGACUGACAAGUCAUCAUCCAGUCCGAGCCGUCCUCCACAGACAAGUCAGCCUCUGCAAGAGAAGCAGCCUGAGAAACCCUCGCGGUGAAGAACUUGAAUAUCUUCCAACCCAGCUCUGCAAAGGGCUGGGGAAAGACCAGGCACCACGAGUUUGUAGUGCCCAGGUUGCCAAGUGGAGGACGCUCUUGUUGUGUGGACGGCAUUUUGUGACCCCUGCCUCAGGGCUUUGGCCGGUCGCCGUUUGGGGCCAGGAAGGAAUUUUCCCCCCCUUCAUUUAUGGGACCAACUUCUGGGGGUUUUUCGCCUUCCUCUGAGGCAUCGGGACAUAGUCAGACCAUCCCGGCGUCUGUUGUGUUAGUAGCCUGCCUUUGAAUCCAUCGAGGGCCAUUCAGGGAGUGAAGAAA
Molecule: messenger RNA, 1514 nt
Organism: Alligator sinensis (Chinese alligator)
Lineage: Eukaryota; Metazoa; Chordata; Crocodylia; Alligatoridae
Cellular component (GO): cytoplasm
Source: RefSeq, a predicted model, not a curated record